AUGAUGUACAGUCGUCUUGAGAAUGAGAAUCAAUCUUUAUGUAAUUCUUUAUCAUCAUCUUUGACAUCUCCGACAGUAAUCCUCCAUCAUCACCACCACCCAGAUCAUCACGGUCAUCAACAUCAGCAACAGCAACAACUAUCACAAAUUGCACGACCACAACAUCUUAAAACUUAUCAACAUAAUUCGCAUCGUUUUGAUCAUCAUCAUCACCAUCAACAACGAGAGGAAUUGUGUCAUUCGGAUCCCAUACCAUUUUAUCACUAUAGUCCCAUGUUAUCAUGGAAUCAAACAGAUUCACCGUCACAAUCAUUACCUUCUAAUUCAUUGAUGUUUCUUACAUCAAAUAAAGAUUUUCCUUUACAAUCCGAGCAAAACGUACUGGAAUCUAAUCCAAGUUUGGAUGUAUCAAGUCAACAUCGUUCAUGUCCAAAUCAUUAUCAUCCUCACCAACAAUUAAGUGGAUUAAAUAUUAAAGAUAGAAAGCCAUGUGAUAUAUGUGGUGAUGUAGCUGCCGGUUUUCAUUGUAAUGCAUAUGUCUGUGAAGCAUGCAAGAAAUUUUUUAUUCGUAGUUCAAAAGGAGAGAAUUUCACUAAAUAUACAUGUACCAAGUCGAAUACAUGUGAAAUCAAUAAAGAUACACGUACACAUUGUCAGCGAUGUCGUUAUCAAAAGUGUAUACGAUUAGGCAUGGUAUUACCGGGAGCUGCGGUGUUUCCAGUUACUGAUAUAUCAGAAAUACCAUGCCGUGUUUGUGGCGCCAAAUCAUCUGGAUUCCAUUUUGGUGCAAUAACAUGUGAGGGUUGUAAGGGUUUCUUUCGACGAACAAUUAAUGAACGAGAAAGUCAACGCUACACUUGCAGAAAUGGAGGUAAUUGUGCUGUUACCGGUGCUACAAGAAAUAAUUGUAAAAGUUGUCGAUACCGUAGAUGUUUAGCUGUUGGUAUGUCAAAACAUGGCAGUCGUAUCGGUCGUCAACCUAAUGCCAUUAAACAUCGUUGUGCCGUUGAAAUUGAACAAAUUCGAUCAGCAGUAUCCAAUUCAACUGUAUAUUCUAAACAAUAUUCGAAAUCCAAUUGUCCAGUAAUUUCAAAUUACCAUUCAUCAUAUAAUUUAUUAUCCCCAAUAAAUAAUCCAUUACAUAAACUGAAUGAUACAUUAAAUCAAGACCAUUAUGAAUAUAAAAUUAAUAAUAAUAAUAAUAAUAAUAAUAAUAAUAAUAAUAAUAAUAAUAAUAAUAAUAAUAAUAAUAAUAAUAAUAAUAGUAAAGAGAGUAUGAUUUCAAACCAGAACUGCUUAAAUCAAUCCACCAUAAAAACUACAGAUUUGACACAUUUAAUUACAACACCUUAUCAACAGUCUUCAACUAUAGAAUCAAAUAUCAAUGUAAAACUUACAGAACAAGAUAAUGAAUUACAUCAAUUAAGUGAUAAUGAUAAUAAUCUACGAAUACCGUCAAAAGUAGAUUUUACAUCAUUAUACCAACAUUGUACACCUUCAGUACAUAUCCAAACAAUUUGUCAUCAAGAUUCAAAUGAAAUACAAUUCUGUGAAAAUAAUUGUUUAUCUAGUCAGGAUGAUGAAUUCAUCGUUAAUCCCACAUCACAACUAUCCUCAACUUUGACUAAUUCUGAAGCAAUGAUUUUAGUUACAACAGGAACAUCACCUCAUCUUCCACCACCACAACCACCACCGGCAAUGAAUACUACUAUCAUGGUAACAAAAUCAAUGCCAGAAAGUGUAGAUUGUUUAAAUAAACAAAAAGAAUUUAAUGAAUUAAUAAAUAAUAAUUAUUCGUCAAUUGGUUUAAUAAAUUUGUCUAGAGCAGCACAAUUCUAUAGUCAACAUGAAAAAGAUUUUCCAAUACAUCAUUCAAUCAAUAUUGAUAAACAACAAUCGAAUGAUUCAUAUGAAUUAACUGAACAAGAUCAUAAUAAACCAAUAUUUCAUCAUUUAAAUCAUAAUGAUUGUAAUAAAUUUUCUAAUUCAACAAUCAUAACUGAAUAUAAUGAUGUACAGAAUGAAAAUUAUUUAACUAAUAUUUAUGAAGAAGAAUGCCAAGAUCUAUGUUCAUUGCCUACUAUUAAACAAUUGAAUACUUCUCCUAUUGUUGUUAUGAAUAAUAAUACUGACAGUAAUAAUAUUUACAAUAAUGAUAAUACAGUAGUUCAAAAUAAACGAUGUUUAUUUAAAAAUCUACAUUCAUCAUUCACUUCCUCAGGUAGUAGUCAAUAUUAUUAUUCACCGUCAAAAUCUUUUUUAAAUCGAUAUCAUACAUCGGUUUCAGUUAAACCGAAAUUAUGUAAUCAAACAAGUUAUCAAGAAGAUAAUUGUCAAAAUUCAAAGUUAUUAUUUCAAUUUAAUGUAGAUAAAUAUCAACAGAUGAAUAAUACUGAUAGUAUUUUAGAAAAUUUCACUACAUCUAGACUACAUAAAGUCAUCAAAGAUGAUUCAAUAAACAAUUAUUCCUGUAAUAAUAAUUCAGUUAAACAAGAGGAUGUUAUAGGGAAUGAAAACCAAACUAUGACGUCUAAUAUGUCAUCUGAAUGGACAGAUAAUAUAAAUCUACGAAGGAAGUGGAUCCAUAUGCCUAAAAAUUCAAAACUAUAUACAACUUAUAAUAAACCAAUAUUUAAUGAUUCAACAGAAUCAUUAAUAACACCAUCAACGUAUCAAUUAAAUAUAUCACAAGAUAAAACUGAUUUCCCAAUAUAUUCAAACAAAAAAGAUUAUGAAUACACAUAUGAAUUAGGUGAUAAUGAUGAAAGAAAUCGAAUGAAAUAUAGACAAACUAGUGGUAGUAGUAGUAGUUUAUUAGAAUCACCAAUUAUAAUUAUUGAUAAUCAAUUGUCUACUUAUGAAGAUGAUCAAAUUAAUAAUAGAUCAAUUGGUCCUAAUCAAAAGCAAUAUGAUCAACAACAGCAACCUCGAUUAUUAAAUUUAUUAGAGAAAAUUGAUGUAGAUAAAGAAUUCAUGAUGGAACAGUUAAAAUCAACUAAUACUACUACUUAUUCAAGUUUAAAUAAAUGUAUAGAAGAAAUUCCUAGCAUUGAUUCGAUCAAAGCUCAUUAUUCUUAUAAUACUUCAAAUAAUAUGUACGGAAUGGUUUGUAAUAAUGAAUAUGAAUCAACUUAUAGUAAUAAUAAUAAUAUCAAUAAUGAUACAAUAACUAAUACAUCUGUAAAUAAUAAUCUAACAUUUUCAAGAAUGUCAUCAUCACAGUUAAUUCCAAUAGCAAAUGAUAUAUUGAACACAUCAAAUUACCUGGAUUUUUAUAUGACCAACAAAUAUACUGAUGAUAAUUCAGAUGAAUACAAUGAAUCAAAUUUACAGUCAAAUCGAAGCAUAUCUGAUUUUCAUAAUUCAUCCGUGCAUUUGCAAUCUUCUAACAUUACAAAUGAAUGCAAUGAAACAAUACACCUAUUAAGGUUAAAUAAUCAGUCUACUCGAAACGAUGAGCUUCUUCGGAAUAUUAGAAAUGCUGCAUUUCAGUUACUUCAUUGUCAGUGUAAAUUACCUGAAAAUCUACACUUCUUAGAUGAAACUAAACAGAAUCCAGAAAUUCUAUGGCACAGUUUAAUGAAAUAUUUUGAAAGUCAUAUUUAUGAAAUUAUUCAAUUUGCCCAAUCUAUCCCUAGUUUCCAAGAACUUUCAGAGUAUGAUAUGAAAAUUUUAAUUCAACAAAGUAUCUAUCCAAUUAUUUUAAUUCAAUUAUCUCAAGAUUUCAGUAAUAAUAAAACAAAGGAAUAUUUUUAUUUGAAUAUUCAAAGUCAAACAAGCUUGAUAAAUCAAUUCUCAGUGUGUAAAAUAUUAUUUGAACAAAUUAAUUUAACAAACAAAUUAUUGAAAUCAUUAAAUUUAAAUGAAACAGAAAUUGGUUUAUUAUGCUGCGUUGAAUUAUUUCACGGAGAUGGAAAAUGUUUGAAUGAACCAAUAAAAGUAUAUGAAACUUAUCAAACAAUUCUUCAAUUAUUAAAAGAAUAUGAAACAAAUCAGUUCAAUUCAGAGAAACGUUUUUAUAAAAUAAUGUCUAUUAAACAUAAUUUAGAUAGAAUGAAUAAAGAACAUCAAGAAAUAUUAAAAAUACUUAAAUAUAAAAACAAUUAUUUACCAUUUUCUGAUUUAUAUAUUCAAUUAUUUCAAUUAAAUGAAUUACAACAUUUGAAUCGGAGAUCAUUUCCAAUAGUUACAUCAUAA
This is a messenger RNA of Schistosoma guineensis, 4197 nucleotides long. NCBI's taxonomy places the organism in Eukaryota, Metazoa, Platyhelminthes, Trematoda, Strigeidida, Schistosomatidae. The record is from the annotation of a GenBank genome assembly.